UUAAAUCUUGUUUUUCAUAAGGUAAAUAUGAGUAUUUUCUUACGCAUAUUUUGUCCGUGUAAACGGUCCGAUCAUUGGAAACCCGAAGUUAUCGAUACAACUAAUGAAGAUACUAAAAGAUCCAUUAAAAACGCUAACAAAAAUGAAAAUUCAAUUAGAAAUGACACAGUUAAUAAAAAUCAUGAAUCCGAUACGCCAACAAAUCAAACACAGGUCCAAGUUGAAGUUAUAAAAAAUCCAGAUGAUAACUGCAGUAAGCCAGUUAAAACAGAAGACGAAAGUAUUGAUUCGAGUAAUGAAAAAGCAGAAAGACGAUUAACAUCCGAAGAGUUAAAAGAUAUAGAGCGUCGUGGUGGUUUCCGCGCUCGCAAAAUCGAUUUCAAUAAAGAAAUUCCAAAGCACAGCAAAUCUAAAGCAGAUGAGCACAUAAUAGAAACAGCAAUUAGUAACAAUGAAUUUCUUUGCAAUAUCUUCAAAGGUGUACAGCUUCAGGCUAUUGUUAGUGCAAUGUAUCCUAGGGAAGUAUCUCCUGGAGAAAUAUUAAUAAAACAAGGAGAAGAUGGUGAUAACUUAUUUGUUUCCGCCGAGGGCCGUUAUGAAAUUAUUAUUAAUGGCGAAUUAUAUAAUUCAUUCAAUGACUCCAGAAUAUUCGGAGAACUUGCGAUACUCUAUAACAACAAGCGUUUGGCAACGAUUAAGGCAGUGACAAAAGGUCGAGUUUGGAUUCUUGAUGGUCAAGCGUAUCUACAGAUCACAGUUAAAAACGCCCUUGCUGAAGAGAAAGAACUGCUCUCAUUUCUCAGGAAUGUCCCAGCCGUGAACAAGGCAAAUGAUCAAAAAUUGAAACAGAUUAUUAAUUUAUUAAAGCAAGACUUUUUCCAAACAAAUACUGAGAUCGUAAAACAAGGAGACAAAGGAGAUAAAUUUUAUAUCAUAAAAGCUGGUACUGCAUGUGUAAGUAUCGAUGGUAAAGGACAAGUAGCCACAUUAAGCAGAGGCCAAUUUUUUGGUGAACGUGCUUUACUACAAGAAGAUUGCAGGCAAGCAACAGUCACGGCCGAUUCGCCUGGCGUUGAAUGCUUAAGCUUGUGCAGACAAGAUUUUAUCGAUUAUUUGGGUGAUUUGAAAGCAUUUAUUGAUAAAGAUGAACCUGACCAGACUCAUACAGACAACGUAAUCAUUUCUAACGAAUAUAGUGAUCUAAAACUUACAGAUUUGGAUCUUAUAACUACUUUAGGUAUAGGAGGAUUUGGGAGAGUGGAGCUUGUCCAACAUAAAGAACGUCCAGAUUUUGUAUUUGCUUUGAAAUACUUGAAGAAAAAGAAUAUGGCUGAAGAGAGGCAGCAUGCAUUUAACGAGAAAAACAUUUUAUUAUCAUGCGAUAGCUGUUUCAUCAUUAAGCUUUACAAAACGUUCCAAAACCAAAAGUAUUUGUAUUACUUAAUGGAGAGUUGUCUGGGAGGAGACUUAUGGGGAUUGCUGCAAAAGCAAAAAGGUCGCUGCUUUGAUGAAAGUAAGGCAAAAUUCUUAACCGGUUGUGUCAUAGAAGCUAUAGCACAUUUACACGGACGCAAUAUCGUUUACCGGGAUUUGAAACCUGAAAAUAUGUUAAUCGACAACUUUGGAUAUGUCAAGUUGAUAGAUUUUAGUUUCGCCAAGCAUCUUAAGAACGGCGAGAAAACUUUUACGUUCGUCGGAACUCCGGAAUACGUCGCACCAGAAAUUGUGUAUAAUCGUGGUCAUGAUAAAUCCGUGGAUUACUGGGCUUUAGGAAUUUUCAUUUUUGAGUUACUUGUGGGCAAGACGCCAUUCCGAUCAAACGAUCCCAGUUUCAUGAAAACAUACACUUUGAUUAUAAAAGGUAUUGACAAUGUUAUGUUUCCUAGUCGAAUUCCCAAAACGGCUCAACAACUUAUUAGGAAAUUAUGCAAAUCGAUUGCCAGCGAACGUUUAGGCAAUCAAAGAAACGGAAUUGAUGAUAUAAGAAACCAUAAAUGGUUUGCUGAUUUUGAUUGGAAGAAAUUACGAGAAAGAAAAUAUUCCAAAGUUCCGUAUGUGCCCAAAUUGAAAAAUUCCACUGACACCAGCGCAUUUGAUAAAUUUCCAAAAGACGAGGAUAUUCCAUCUGAUGUAGAAGACGAUAUUUGGAAUGGCUUUUAAUUGUUAUAAGUAGA
This is a messenger RNA of Nicrophorus vespilloides, 2174 nucleotides long. RefSeq names its product cGMP-dependent protein kinase 1-like. The transcript is spliced from 3 exons. Lineage: Eukaryota; Metazoa; Arthropoda; Insecta; Coleoptera; Silphidae. The record is from RefSeq and is a predicted model, not a curated record. Bases 28 to 2160 code for a protein of 710 amino acids. Gene Ontology annotation, molecular function: ATP binding; cGMP-dependent protein kinase activity. Gene Ontology annotation, biological process: protein phosphorylation.